Molecule: messenger RNA, 3556 nt
Organism: Tachysurus fulvidraco (yellow catfish)
Lineage: Eukaryota; Metazoa; Chordata; Actinopteri; Siluriformes; Bagridae
Product: NACHT, LRR and PYD domains-containing protein 3-like
Exons: 9
Coding region: 295-3036 (913 amino acids)
Molecular function (GO): protein binding
Source: RefSeq, a predicted model, not a curated record
ACAACAGUGAGACUAUGUGGCAAGGUGUGAAUCAGUGACCUCUCAUGUUGUAUCUGCCACUUAUUUUCUCAUGUGAAAACAGGACUUUAAGAAGACCAUUAUGUUGGUUAGUUUACCAUUUCUCUUGGUAAUCAGGGCAUUGUGUAAGAUGUGUUCAGAUUUUUCUACUACCGACACAUAUAGUGAAAAAGGACUCCUCUGAUCUGAGCAAGGAGUGUGAUCCAUUCCAUCAGAAGAGAUCAGACUCUUCAGGACUCAGCUGUGUGUUUGUGUAAACUUUACUAAUAUUUAAAGAUGGAGACUCCUGAUCUGGACAUAGAUAAUGUUUCUACACCAUCAAACAACUGUAAACUCCAGAGAAAGAGAUCAGAAUCACCAACACACAGCUGUAUCUCCAUGAAGAGUGACUGUUCUAUGGAUUCUCCUCUGAGGUUUAAAGAUGGAGACACAUCACUUCUACACAGCGAUCUACAGGAGACAGGAGACAGAACAGAAACGAAGAUGACAGAUACAGGGUGUAAGGAAUUCUCAUCCGUCGCUUGGAUAGGGCACGAGCCAGAAUCUGCUGCUGUAAAUGAAAUCCAGAAAAAGUUUAAAUUAAAUCUGAUGAAGAAGUUUCAGUGUUUGAAUGGAGUGAUGAUAAACCUGGGAACCCAAACACUCCUGAAUGAGAUCUACACAGAGCUCUACAUCACAGAGGGAGACAGUGGACAAGUCAAUAAUGAACAUGAGGUGAGACAGAUUGAGGCAGCAUCCAGGAGAACAACAACAGAGGAAACAACAAUCAAAUGCAAUGACAUCUUUAAGCCUUUAUCUGAACAAGACAAACCAAUCAGGACUGUGCUGACAAAGGGAGUCGCUGGCAUCGGAAAAACAGUCUCUGUGCAGAAGUUCAUUCUGGACUGGGCUGAAGGGAAAGUAAAUCUGGACGUCCACCUCAUAUUUCCACUUCCUUUCAGAGAGCUGAAUUUGAUGAAGGACCAGAAACUGAGUCUGAUGGAGCUCCUUCAUGUCUUUUUUAAGGAAACAAAAGAAACAGAAAUUUUCAGUUUGGAAAAGGUUCUGUUCAUUUUUGACGGAUUGGACGAGUGUCGUUUUCCUCUAGAUUUCCAGAACACAGUGAGAGUGUGUGAUGUAACUGAAUCAGCAUCAGUGCCUGUGCUGCUGAUAAACCUGAUCAAAGGGAAUCUGCUUCCCUCUGCUCUCAUCUGGAUCACCUCCAGACCUGCAGCAGCUGAUCAAAUCCCCUCUGAGUGUGUGGAUCAAGUCACAGAGGUACGAGGGUUCAAUGACCCACAGAAGGAGGAGUACUUCAGGAAGAGGAUCAGUGAUCAGAGCCUGGCCAAUAACAUCAUCACACACCUGAAGUCAUUAAGAAGCCUCUACAUCAUGUGUCACAUCCCAGUCUUCUGCUGGAUUUCAGCCACUGUUCUAGAGAGAAUGUUGGGUGAAGCAGAGAGUAGAGAGGUCCCCAAGACACUGACUCAAAUGUACACACACUUCCUCAUCAUUCAGACAAACAUCAUAAAAGAAAAAUACUCAAAGAAGCAGGAGAGUGAUGAAGAAAUGCUUCUUAAACUGGGACAACUGGCUUUUCAGCAGCUGAAGAAAGGGAACCUGAUCUUCUAUGAUGAAGACCUGAGAGAGUGUGGUAUUGAUGUGAGAGAAGCAGCAGUGUACUCAGGUGUGUGUACUCAGAUAUUCAGAGAGGAGUUUGGGCUUCACCACAGUAAAGUGUACUGCUUUGUUCAUCUGAGCAUUCAGGAGCAUCUCGCAGCUCUGUAUGUGCACCUGACCUUCAUGAAGGAGAAGAGAAAUGUUUUUAAACAUAAUCAAUACUCUAACCGGUCUAUGGGUGAUAAUACAAUCUCAGAUGUACACGACAGUGCUGUAGAUCAGACUUUACAAAGUCAGACUGGACAUCUGGAUCUUUUCCUUCGUUUUCUUCUCGGUCUCUCACUGGAGUCCAAUCAGAAACUCUUACAUGUUUUAGUAACACAGACAGGAAGUAGCUCACAGAGUAUAAAGGACACAGUUCAGUACAUUAAGAAGAAGAUCAGUAAAAAUCUUCCUACUGAGAAAUCCAUCAAUCUUUUCCACUGUCUGAAUGAACUGGGUGAUACUUCUCUAGUGGAGGAAAUCCAACACUACCUGAAAUCUGGAAAACAAAGUGAACUUUCUUCUUCACAGUGGUCUGCUCUGGUGUUUGUGUUACUGACAUCAGCACAGGAGCUGGAUGAGUUUGACCUGAGUAAAUAUUUCAGUACAGAUAAGAUAACAGAAGAUGUUGUUCUGAAGAUGAUGCCUGUGAUUGCAGAAUCCAAUGAAGCAAUUAUCAGCUGUGAUUCAAUUGGAGUAAAAAGUUGGUCAUCUCUGGUCUCAGCGCUCAGAUCAGAAACCUCCAAUCUGAGAGAACUUCAUCUGACUGUGAAAACACUGGAUCUGUCCUGGAAUACUCUAGGAGACUCACAAGUGAAGAUUCUCUCUGCUGGACUGGAGAAUCCUCACUGUAAAGUGGAGACACUGAGACAGGAGGCGUGGAUCCACUGUGGAAAAAGAUCAGUUAACACAGCAGUGCGAGUCACAGCGACUAUUUCUGCAGGUCCACUAUACGGGGUCUCACCCAAAGGCGUGCCUAAUUUUCCCAAAUUUCUGACCAAGACACGAUCUCCCACCUUAAAAGGGUUGUGGUAUUGUGGUGUCUCAGAUGAAGGCUGUGCUGCUCUGACUUCAGCUCUGAUAUCAAACCCCUCACACCUGAGAGACCUGGAUCUGUCUGGGAAUAAUCUAGGAGACUCAGGAGUGAAGAGUCUCUCUGCUGUACUGGAGAAUCCUCACUGUAAACUGGAGACACUGGGGUUGUGUAAGUGUGGUGUCUCAGAUGAAGGCUGUGCUGCUCUGACUUCAGCACUGAGAUCAAACCCCUCACACCUGAGAGAACUGGAUCUGUCUGAUAAUAAUCUAGGAGACUCAGGAAAGAAGCUGCUCUCUGAUCUUAAUGAUGAUAAACAUUACAAACUACAGACACUGAGGUGAGUAAUGACCUUUUAAUAAAAGUUUGCCCUCAUUAUCAUUACACAUUGAUACACAUUACAUUUCUCUUCAAUAGCUUUCAGAUUAUCAGGUUAGAAAAUGUCACUAUAUUCUGUUUAAUCAGAAUUUUUCUAACGAUUCUCUUUAAUGUUGUUUUGUGUUCAAAUUCAUCUGAUGGCAGAAAACAGGGAUUCAGACAGUCUACACAAUGCCACAAAUGAGUUCAAGAGAAUGAUUGUUAAUGAACAUUGUGUCUUCUGUCAUUCCUGUAAAAUUCAUCUCAGUUUGUUCUUAAAGUCCAUCCAUCCAUCCAUCCAUCCAUCCAUCCAUCCAUCCAUCCAUCCAUCCAUCCAUCCAUCCAUCCAUCCAUUUUCUACCGCUUAUCCUCGACUGGGUCGCGGGGGGCAGCAAUCUAAGCAGGGAUGCCCAGACUUCCCUCUCCCCAAACACUUCCUCCAGCUCUUCCGGGGGAAUACCAAGGCGUUCCCAGGCCAGCCGAAAGACAUAGUCCCUCCAGCGUGUC